AUGAAGUUCUCCAAAACGUUGACUGCACUUGCCACCUUGGUGGCCACUGCUAUAGCAGACGGCGCAGCAAUUGUCGACGCCCUGGAACAGAUUCAAUCGGAUGCUACAGCUCUCAAUGAUACAGUGGAUUCUUGGUCUGGUGACUUGCUCGGCGCAUUACCGAUCACGACCAAGUCAACCAGUCUCUUGAUUCAUAUCAACAAAGGGACAGAAACGGCCAAACACUCUGCAAAUCUCACAGACCUUGAAACCUUUAACGUGGCCGUCACCACGCUCAACUUGGUCACAGCCACGAACUCAACUCUGGAUACGAUUGUGGCCUCCAAACCAAAGUUCGACAAGUUGCUGCUCAGUCCAGUCAUUCUCUUGACCUUGAAGUCACAAAAGGAUGCGAGCGCACAGCUUAGUUCAGCCAUAGCCGAGAAGGUACCAUUGACUUUCCAAGGUGCAGCAGAGCAAUUAGCAGCGCAGUUGGACGCGGCUUUUGAGGAAGCUCUUGAUGCCUACUCUUUUUUCUAA
This is a messenger RNA of Neoarthrinium moseri, 519 nucleotides long. RefSeq lists its product as uncharacterized. The record is from RefSeq and is a predicted model, not a curated record. NCBI's taxonomy places the organism in Eukaryota, Fungi, Ascomycota, Sordariomycetes, Amphisphaeriales, Apiosporaceae. The transcript has a single exon. Bases 1 to 519 code for a protein of 172 amino acids. Gene Ontology annotation, cellular component: extracellular region.